UCCCUGGGCUGUCGCAUCCCAUCCCCGAGAGCCCAGGCAGCUCGGGCCAGCACCAUGGAUAAUCGUCAGCCCUUUGGGCUGCUGCUUCUGCAGCUGCUCCUGGUGGACGCCGCGGGCAACGCUGCUCCAAGUCCGCCUGGAAAAGAUGCGGAGAUCUGCCUCCUACCCCGGGACGUGGGACCCUGCAAGGCCCUGUUGCCCAGGUACUACUACGACAGGUACCUCCAGAAGUGCCGCCCGUUCAUGUAUGGAGGCUGCCGGGGUAACCCCAACAAUUUCAAAACUCCAGGCUCCUGUGAAGAAGCUUGCUCGAGGAUCGAACAUGUUCCUCGUAUUUGCCGGUUGGAACUCCGUGAGUAUCAGUGUCACUCACGCAAAGAACAGUAUGUCUUCAAUCUAAGAACCAUGACAUGUGAAAAACUCAAGCCUGGUAGGUGUAACCAGAACAGGAACCGAUUCCCUGAUAAAGCUUCUUGUAGAAAAUUCUGUACCCCAAAUAAAGGUCCAUCAUUUUGCUACAGCCCAAAAGAUGAAGGCUUGUGCUCGGCUAAUGUGACUCGUUAUUAUUUUAAUGCAAGUCAAAACAUCUGUGAGGCCUUUUCUUAUACAGGCUGUGGUGGGAAUCAUAAUAACUUUGUUUACCUGAAGGAUUGCAACCGUGUUUGUGCAAAAGGUAGUAAAAAUUUUCCUAUCCAGUUAUGAAGCAAGCCCUAAAAA
Jaculus jaculus (lesser Egyptian jerboa) is the source of this 717-nucleotide messenger RNA. RefSeq names its product tissue factor pathway inhibitor 2 (gene Tfpi2). Gene Ontology annotation, biological process: negative regulation of peptidase activity. Gene Ontology annotation, cellular component: extracellular region. Bases 55 to 702 code for a protein of 215 amino acids. Gene Ontology annotation, molecular function: serine-type endopeptidase inhibitor activity. The transcript is spliced from 4 exons. The record is from RefSeq and is a predicted model, not a curated record. NCBI's taxonomy places the organism in Eukaryota, Metazoa, Chordata, Mammalia, Rodentia, Dipodidae.